Clarias gariepinus (North African catfish) is the source of this 1189-nucleotide messenger RNA. RefSeq lists its product as uncharacterized. Gene Ontology annotation, molecular function: hydrolase activity, hydrolyzing N-glycosyl compounds. The coding region runs from base 229 to 1185 and encodes 318 amino acids. The record is from RefSeq and is a predicted model, not a curated record. Lineage: Eukaryota; Metazoa; Chordata; Actinopteri; Siluriformes; Clariidae. The transcript has 6 exons.
CUCGCACAUAACGCUACCGAGUGCAGUAAGUGCCGGGUUUCCAGUGCGGGGUUUUAUACUCUUUCGUAAUAACUGAAUACACAUAAUAAAGCGACGCCAAAUUUAGUAACUUGAGGGCACUGUUCAGUUACAACAACCAAAGGACUAGAAGAGUUAAAGCUGUGUGUGUCUCUAUACGGGGACACAUGAUUGCUGAUCUGAAUAACCUAAAUAAAAUCUGAUUAUACCAUGGUGAAGAAGUUGCUCGUAGAUGUGGAUUGUGGAGUGGACGAUGCCCAGGCUAUCAUGAUGGCUCUGGCUGUGCCAGAUGUGCAGAUCCUUGGUAUCACAUGUGUUCAUGGCAACACCUCUAUAGAAAAUGUGUGCAAAAACGUCCUGCGGAUCUUGAAAGUUUGUGACCGAAUGGAGAUCCCUGUAUACAGAGGGGCAUCAAAGCCUCUUCUUGGGGAUGUUCAAAAUGCUUCACUGUUUCAUGGACGUGAUGGGCUUGGUGAUGCUCCAGACCCGAACGCUCCUGGUCUGGAACUAGUACAAGAGGAGGGAGCCGUAUCAGCCAUCAUCCGCAUCAUUAAUGAGCAUCCAGGGGAGGUGUCUUUAGUGGCCACAGCUCCUUUGACAAACCUAGCAUUGGCAGUAAGGUUGGAUCCUACCUUGCCACAGAAGCUAAAAGGGCUGUACAUUAUGGGAGGCAACACAGAUUCUAGGGGGAACACAACUGUAUGUGGGGAAUUCAACUUUGUAGCAGACCCUGAAGCAGCAUAUGUUGUACUAAAUGACUACCUUUGCCCGACUUACAUCGCCUGCUGGGAGUUCACUUGUCACAGCAAACUGCCCUGGGAGUUUUGUGAUACCUGGCUGGCUCAGGACACCGAUAAAGCUCGGUUCAUGAAGAAGAUCUUCCAGCACAGCAUGGACGUAUGCUACAAUCCGAGGAUUGAAAAAGAGCUAGUAUCAGGACUAGGAUUUAUUUCUUGUGAUUCCUAUGCCAUGGCGGCUGCCAUCGAUGACACAUUUAUCAUUGAGAGUGAGCAUAAGGCUGUGACUGUAGAGCUCACUGGUAAAUAUACCAGGGGAAUGAUGGUGGUAGAUCACCUUGAGAUUCUGAACAAGACUCAUAAGAUCUACAUAAUGAGGAAGGUGGACUUGGGAAAGUUUGAAAAGCUAAUGACCAAUGCUUUGAAAUGAGAGU